Desarmillaria tabescens is the source of this 192-nucleotide messenger RNA. RefSeq lists its product as uncharacterized. The record is from RefSeq and is a predicted model, not a curated record. NCBI's taxonomy places the organism in Eukaryota, Fungi, Basidiomycota, Agaricomycetes, Agaricales, Physalacriaceae. The annotation marks the transcript as partial. The transcript has a single exon.
CUGGGUUGUGACAUGGCUUAUCCUGGGAUGAGCAGUACACGCUAUCAAUCUAACUGUGAUGGAGCUGAAUUCAUCAUUCUCCAUCAAUUGCUGUUGAUCGAAUUCAUAGACACUGUCUGCUACAAAAAGGACAAAGCAGGACUUACCAAUCUUGAGAAGAAUUCCUUGGCUGCAAUUCAGGAUGAGCCAACA